UGAUGGGUUGGUUGCUUUCUUGUUAACAGAUAUUCGAACAUAUUACGGCCAGCAGUCUCAGGAGAGAGGUUUUCGUCAAAAAGUUUCAGAGAAACACGGCGCUGACUGCGAGGCAAAAUGCUGAAACCGUUUUUCGGUGCAAGAACAGAGGAACAGGACAGGUGGCACGAUACGUAUGACGAAGAUGAAGUCAUGGAAGCUGAAGACGAAGUUGAGAGGGAGCAUGACGAAAGGCGAGAGACCGAACGGGCCCGGCGGCAACAGGAAAGAGCCGAAAGAGAUCGCAGGGAGAGAGAGGAACGCGAGAGGAGGGAGCAACAAGAGCUGACUAGGAAGAUGACUGGACAACAGAGAAAGCUGAAAGAGGGGCUGGAAAGCUACACGGUCGGCUCAAAAGUUAACAUCGCCAAACAGGGAUUUGAUCACGUCAACAUAGCACUGUUCGGGCCCACUGGCAGCGGGAAGUCGAGUUUCAUUCAAAUUGCCGAAAAGAUCCUGUUGGGAAAGACCACGGCCAUUACCCAGUCGGAUGCCACGGAGGGGACUGUCAUCCUCCAGGAAUUCCUCACAGAUAAGAACUUCCGCUUGUUUGACACCAGAGGUUUCUUCGACUUGAACGAAACCAUGCAUCAAGAGUUGGAUAACAUCCUUUCCGGGAGAAUCCGGCCGUCCCAGGUAAUUCUGAGAAGGGAAGACGACAGAGAAUCUCUCCCCGCUGGUCAAGCCUUGAGGACGGGCUCUAUUCCACUGCAGGACAGGAUGCACGGCGUUAUCUGCAUUCUGGGCCACAAAGACCCGAAAGAGUACAGCAACAAAAUGAAAGAUAUUAGGAAAAGCCUAAAGAGUGAAGGAUACAGUCCAGUGGGUGGCUUGGCUUUUGUGAAUAAGACGGACUUUGACAACAAGGAGAAGAGAGAGUCACUGAUGGCCAAAAUGUCUGGAGCCAUGGGAAGUCCUAGAGACAGAACGUACGCUUUCGUGAACCAUAUUCUAACUGAAACUGAGACAUCCCCUGAGUCGGCCGUCAGUGUCCUGGAGGUCCUGGACACGGCCCUGAUUGCGGCGGAAGGAUACAUCAGGGUUCAGCAGCAGCGUGAGACGUACGCAAAAGAACGCGCGGAACCCACCAUAGAUGCUGCACACAUGUCUAUCAGAGACUUCAUCUCCCAACUCGCAGAGGAACACCACUGGGGCGAGGAAAGGGUGAAGGAGGUAGUUCAGAAGCUGGAAGAUGAAGACAUAUAUGACGUUGCUGGACUGAAGGAAUUCUGGGGCGAAGUGAAGUCAAGGCUUAAAGUCGGAAUGCGGUCUGCCGUUCAGACCGCUCUCAGUUUCCAAAGUGAUGAACAGAGUAGCGAGAACUAA
Messenger RNA from Branchiostoma belcheri (Belcher's lancelet), 1365 nucleotides. RefSeq lists its product as uncharacterized. The coding region runs from base 118 to 1365 and encodes 415 amino acids. The record is from RefSeq and is a predicted model, not a curated record. NCBI's taxonomy places the organism in Eukaryota, Metazoa, Chordata, Leptocardii, Amphioxiformes, Branchiostomatidae. The transcript is spliced from 9 exons.